GCCAAACUUGCAAAUCCAUGAGAGGGGGAGAGCAAGCAUUACAUCCUGAAUCAUUCAAUCUUUGGGGGAGACAACAAAGAGAGACACGAGCAAUCAGACCACAGUGUUCAGUCAGAAGCUCCAAUGUCUGCUUCCCCAGAAUUCAAUUUUUUUAAGAAAAAAAUGAACAGUGCAAUGUUCAAUCAGAAGAUACAAUGUAAGAAGGCGAAUCCAGUUGAAAUAAACGGGAAUUGGAGAACUAUAGUUCAUUAGCUACUGUAAUAGAGCAGGCAUAGAUUGCACUUCAUUCAAGAACGGAGCCUCAUUUAAUGGAAAAAGCUAAAGGGAUGCAAUUGGCUAAACUUGGGAAGGAGUAACCAACCAUGGGCACCGAAGGAAAGUUCCUUUGCUUCUUUUCAAAUGGUGCCAAUGAGAGAGACUACUCAGACUAGGUCUGAAAAUGCUACUCAGCUCCCCCGCCAACAUGUUAAUACGCCGAAGAUUGCAUUUCUAUAACCAAUCAUCCUCUCCGAGUUUCAGUACAUUGGCGUCUAAGUUUCAAGAUCGCCAUAACUUCGAUCUUACAGCAAACCAAAGCAGUCCCCCCUAUAGGGUUGGAACGAGUGCGGCUUCACCCGGAACACAUGCUUCUUUUUGGCCUUUACUUUCGGGCAAGUACGGAUUUUUAGUUGAUAAAUACCGCUUCGUGAGCCCUGGAAAUGACGCAAAACAUCUCCAUUUGGAAAUGGUUAAGACCGGGUAUGCUCAAGAAACGUUCUUGUGCAAUUACCUUAUUCAUUUGUAUGUGAAAAAUGGCGAUAUGGGUGAUGCACGUGACGUGUUUGAUGAGAUGCUUGACUGGAAUCUGAUUAGCUGGUCUAGUUUGAUCACAGGGUAUGCUCAGAAUGACAUGCCCGGUGAGGCGUGUGAGUGUUUUCGAAGGAUGGUGAGAUCGGGAUAUGUUCCUAACCAUUAUUCUUUUGGUAGUGCAUUAAGGGCUUGCCAGUCUUUAGGAGCUUGUGGUCUAAGGUUGGGUAUGCAAAUUCAUGCCUUGGCUUUGAAGACGCCCUAUUCAUUUGAUGUGGUUGUCUCCAAUGUCUUAAUUUCUAUGUACAGGCUCUGUGGCGAUCCUGGUAACUAUGCUUGGCUUGUAUUUUGUGGCAUAGAAGCUAAAAAUUUAGUGUCUUGGAAUUCUAUCAUUUCCUUCUAUGCUCAAAGAGGAGAUUAUGCUCAUGCUUUCAAGCUUUUCUCCCGCAUGCAAACUGAGGGUACUGGGAAGGAUUGAAAAAUCUGGGUUUUCCAAAGAUCUGUUUGUAAGCAGUGCUUUGGUAUGUGGUUUUGGAAGGCUAGGCUGUCUUGAUGAUGCAUUGAAGCUUUUCAAACAGAUGAGUGUGAGAAAUGCAGUGUCCAUGAACGGCCUGAUGGUUGGACUCAUUCGCCUAAAGCGAGGAGAAGAUGCAGCUAAAGUUUUUGUUGAGGAAAACAAAAAGGUAAAGAGGUACAUGCACAUGCUCUCCGAACUGGCUUGUAUGAUUCCAAGGUUUCUGUUGGGAAUGGUCUGAUUAAUAUGUACGCUAAAUGUGGUUCAGUUAAAGAGGCUCGUUCUGUUUUCAAUCUCAUGGUUGACAAGGACUUAACGUCUUGGAAUUCUUUGAUCUCUGCUCUGGACCGAAGUAAGUGUUUUGAGGAUGCAGUGUGUGGUUUCAGAACAAUGAAGAGUAUCGGUAUGAUGCCUUCCAACUUCAAUUUGAUAAGUGCCUUGAGUUCAUGUGGAAGCCUGGGUUGGGUCAUGAUGGGAAGCGAAAUACAUUGUGAAGCAAUUAAAUUGGGACUUGACUUGGAUGUGUCAGUAUCUAAUGCUCUCCUUGCACUGUAUUCUGAUGUUGGCUUUAUCCAUGAUUGCAAGAAAGUAUUCUCUUUUAUGCCUGACCAUGAUAUUGUUUCUUGGAAUUCUAUAAUCGGUACAUUCGAUGAUUCUGAAGCGUCUGUUUUCGAAUCUAUAAAAUAUUUCAUAGAAAUGAUGCGUGCUGGGGGGAAUCCUAACCAAAUAACUUUCAUAAAUGUCCUUUCUGCAAUAUCGUCCCUUUCACUUAUUGGCCUUGCUCGUCAAAUUCAUGCUUUGGCUCUAAAACACAGUGCGGCCAAUGAUGUAUCCAUUGAAAAUGCAUUUCUUACUUGCUAUGGGAAGUGUGGUGAAAUGGAUGAUUGUGAAAAAAUAUUUUCCAGAAUGCUUGACAGGAGAGAUGAUAUGAGUUGGAACUCUAUGAUUUGUGGGUACAUACACAACGAGCUCCUAUCGAAGGCCAUGGAUUUGAUUUGGCUUAUGUUGCAUAACGGUCAGAGGUUAGACUGUUUCACCCUCUCUACCGUUCUAAGUGCGUGUGCCUCAGUGGCAACACUGGAGCGUGGCAUGGAAGUCCACGCUUGUGGGGUCCGAGCUUGUUUGGAAUCAGACGUUGUUGUUGGGAGUGCCCUAGUUGACAUGUACGCCAAAUGUGGCCGAAUAGAUUAUGCCUCAAAAUUUUUUAAACUAAUGCCACAAAGAAAUGUGUAUUCAUGGAAUUCUAUGAUAUCCGGUUAUGCAAGGCACGGAUGUGGACACGAAGCACUAGAGGUUUUUGAAAAAAUGAAGGCGGAAGGUCAACCGCCAGACCAUGUCACUUUUGUUGGUGUCUUGUCAGCUUGUAGCCACAUAGGAUUAGUUGAUCAAGGAUUUGAUUAUUUUGAAUCAAUGAAAAGUGAUUAUCAUUUGCCCCCACGGAUUGAGCAUUUCUCUUGCAUGGUUGAUCUCCUCGGGAGAGCAGGUGAGCUAGAUAAGAUUGAGAGCUUCAUCCAAAGAAUGCCAAUAAGGCCCAAUGCCCUCAUUUGGAGGACAGUUCUCGGGGCGUGCAGUCGAGUUGGCAGUCGUAAAAAAGAUCUUGGUAGGAAGGCUGCACAAAUGCUUAUGGAAUUGGAACCACAAAAUGCAGUGAACUAUGUACUUCUUGCCAACAUGCAUGCUUCUGGUGGAAAGUGGGAAGACGUUGCAGAGGCCCGGCAUGCCAUGCAGGAAGCAGAAGCCAGGAAAGAAAAAGGGUGCAGUUGGGUGAGCAUGAAAGAUGGUGUUCAUGUUUUUGUCGCGGGUGACAGAUCACAUCCAGAUACAGAUGCAAUAUAUGAAAACCUCAGGGACUUGCACAGAAAGAUGAAGGCUGCAGGGUACGUGGCGCAGAUAAAGUUUGCAUUGUAUGAUCUUGAUCUUGAGAACAAGGAAGAACUGCUGAGCUAUCAUAGCGAGAGGAUCGCGAUUGCUUUUAUUCUCACGCGCCCAAAAUCAGAACUCCCUAUUAGAAUAAUGAAAAAUCUCCGUGUUUGUGGGGACUGUCAUUCUGCUUUCAAGUACAUAUCCCAGAUUGUGGGACGGAAAAUCGUGCUCCGAGACUCAAUCAGGUUUCAUCAUUUUGCUGAUGGGAAGUGCUCUUGUAAUGAUUACUGGUGAUCCAGUUUUGAAAUGAAGAAGAGGUGACAAGGAGAAAACAAUGAUGAAGAAUGGAGCCUAGAUGCACUCAAAUUAUGCUCUACUGGCCAAACAAGAAAUGUCCCAGAGUAUGCUCUGCUGAACUCAAGUAGGUUAAAAAUCAAAAGUGGUAUUUAGCUCAAGCUAUCCUCUGCAUGUGUAGAUGACGACGACGACGAUGAUGAUGACGAUGAUGAUGACAAGCAAGCCCACAAUUUACUCUUGCAAUGACAAUUCGAUCACAUACUAUACUUGUGUUUCUUCCGGUUUAUACCGUCCUUUUCCCACUGAAAUGGAAAAAUGUCUGGUUGAGCUCAAUGCUGUAAAUCUAUCACGGUGGAUGAAGAACAAGACGGAGGCAAGCCCCAGCGAUGGCAGCGACCGGCUCCUAAGGUUUAGGACAUCGUCGGUGAUCCCGCGUAGCAUGCGUUUCAGAUUCAGUCCAUCACACAGAUGAUAUUUGAAGCGAAAUUCAUUACAAAUGCUAUCUCAAAGGAGGAGUUGCAGGUCCAAAAUUAGUUCCCAGGACGGUUUGACUAUUCUUUUGUAGGGUGGCAAAGAGUUCAUUCAAGCCCAAAAGAUCAUCUUUGGGAUACAUGAUAUACAUCUAUUGCAGUUCCUUUUGAUGAUAUUCCUGAAGAAGGAACAAAUAGUUCAUUACAUCUAGAGAAAAUGUCAAAUGAGGGAGAGGGGUGGGGCAGGGGUAGAAACCGUCAAUUUUAUGAAUGGAGCAUCGUAGGUGUCCCGAUUGAAGUGGUGUAACUUUAACAUUCCUCUGUUUUAAAAUGUCUCUUAUUUAUGCUACUCUUUCAGUCUCUCUCAAACAAGACGCUGGAGAACCUCUCGAGAGCAGACUACUGGGCAAAUGCUCCAAAUGGUUGCUCUGUAUCUGAAGAUUGUCAUUAUGGUUAUGGUUUUGCAAUUGUGAAAUUUGUACUAAAUAGGACUAAAACAU
Molecule: messenger RNA, 4430 nt
Organism: Cuscuta campestris
Lineage: Eukaryota; Viridiplantae; Streptophyta; Magnoliopsida; Solanales; Convolvulaceae
Source: the annotation of a GenBank genome assembly